AUGUCUGCGUGGUGUCUCUUGAUGACAGACAUCCAUCAAUCUCUCUCCCUUAUUGCUAAUUCAUGGACCUCAUCGCAAUCAGUGCUGCAAAAGGGAACAGAGUCGCAUCGUCCCUGCCUGCUGUUGCUCUCACCUCCUCUCAUUCUAGCACUCCUCACCCUCAUCAUCACCCUACCCCAUGACGUGGACGACCUAUCACGCUCAUCACGCACAGCAGCAGCCAUGUACCUGGGUGUGAGCAUUAAAAACCAAGGACUUGUCUCCUAUGCCGGCGAGGACGUGGGCACAGGGCUGCUCACCUACCCGCUCCUCAUGGCAGCAGACAUCCUCCUCUACCAGGUUCGCCUCCGUUUCCCAUGUGCUUCUCCAGGUGCUUCUCCAGGCGGGGUGGCAGGCCUUUCAAGGCGGGGCGGCAGGGUGUUCAAGGUGCCAGAGGCCAUGAUCCCCCCUGCUGGUGCUCGCAUCAUGUCUCUCACUGAUGGCACUUCCAAGCCUGUCAUCUCAAUUGUACCCUCCGUCCCUCCCUCGCCGCCGUGCCGAGCAGCUCACUCAGGCACUGUUCUCGUUCUCACCUUCAGCUUCCUCCUCGCUUCGUUCUACCCCUCUCGCUCCUCACACCACUCCCCGUGUCACCUCCUCGCUCACCUCCCCCCAUGCAGCAUGGAGUUUGGCAAUCCAGAGCGCCCCGAGUGCCAGAACCUACUGUCCAUCUACCAGAUCGUCACCGGCAGAACCAAGGAGAAACGGUACGAGGAGGUGACAGCAGAUGCAGCAUAUCUGGAUGAGGUGCUGGCAGGGGGGGCAGCACGAGCCAAUGAAAUUGCUGACCGCACACUAAGGGACACAUACGACGCAUUGGGAUUUCUGGCCCCUCCACGUAGAUAA
Molecule: messenger RNA, 885 nt
Organism: Closterium sp. Naga37s-1
Lineage: Eukaryota; Viridiplantae; Streptophyta; Zygnematophyceae; Desmidiales; Closteriaceae
Source: the annotation of a GenBank genome assembly